Molecule: messenger RNA, 3558 nt
Organism: Eimeria mitis
Lineage: Eukaryota; Apicomplexa; Conoidasida; Eucoccidiorida; Eimeriidae
Exons: 5
Coding region: 1-3558 (1185 amino acids)
Source: RefSeq, a predicted model, not a curated record
AUGAAAAGCAAGAAGCAGUCAUUCAAGCUGCCUGGCUUGCGCAGGCGUUUCUUGUGUUUGUGGAUGUUUGUGGUACUCUGGAUUGUGGAGCAGCAGAAUGUGUACUCCUCACGCGCAUCAGGUAGAAACGCCGCCGAGGAUGAUGCAGAACUAGAAACCACCGGAGGAGUACCGGACGACACGAUGGCUAGGCUACAUGACGAACUGGCUGCCCAGCAGGAAAUGGUGGAUCCCCAGCUGGCGAGUUUACAUCUGACAGAGAAUCGAUGCCACGUAAUUGCUUUCACUGUGCUUUUCUUGAUCUUAGUAAGGGCAGUUGUACUUCUCAGGGGGCGAGAGCGCAAAAAGAAGGCGGAAGAAGAAGUUAAACCCCCCAAAGAGAAACCCCAACCGGAAGGGGAAGAAAGAAAAGAAGCAGAAGAAGGAAAGCCUGUGCAGGAAGAAGAACCUUCACCGGAACAGCUAGUUUCGCAGCCAGAAGAACCUGCGAAAGAAAUACCCCUGCCCCAAAUGCCUACGCCAGAAAUGCCCGUGCCGAUACCGCCGCGUAAGCCAAAAGCGGAAGUUCCACAUGAGAAACAACCAGAGGAGCCUGGUGGCGAUGGAAUACCAGAUGAAGAAUUCGUGCAGAGGCCGAUAACUCGUACGAGGAGGACCGGAAAGCAGUUUGUCCGGAGGGCGGGACCUCCUACCACAGCCCCUCCCCAGGUGCAACCAGGUAUUGAAGAGGAAGAGGAAGCGGCAGCAGAAGAACACGCCCAACAAGGGACUCAGCCACCACCUGUAGGGCCUACUACACCACAACCUACCUUGCCACAGCUUCCAGAACAAGCAGCUCCAGGUCCAGCGCCAGGUCUGCCAGAAGAUGAGUACAUGGAGCCUUCUGUCCUUCCAGCCGUUGUCACUUUGCCGCCCCACGAAGCGCAAGAACCCACACCUGUCGCGGAUAUCCACGAAGAUAAGGAGCUGCAAGAAUUAAGGGCUCGGCGGAAUGUCAUCAGCAAUCUGGUGAAUGUUGCGAACAUGCUGGUAAAUGAAUUGCCGGGAAAUGAGGCACGGUCAAUUCUCGAUGUAUUAAAGGAAAACGUGGACACAGCUGAAAAGGCGGAGAGGGAGUACAAUGUUGCAAAGGGCCGCAUGGAUCCAAACCUUCCACUCAUUCGGAGUGAAGCCGUCAUCAAAAUGGGAGCGUCCAUUGGAGGAGCCCGCGAUGCUCUAGUGGAGUUAGUAAGUCUUGCAAAAUUCCACGGUCAGCAAGUGUAUGAGUACUGUUCUGAGAAGAUUUUUUUUUCAGACGCCGUGGGUUUGCAGACAGCUCUGGAUAAUAUGAUGGAUUCGAAUGCAUUCAAAAUAUCUCUCUUGACGCUGGGUAGGGUGGCAAGUGCUUCUAUAACUCUGAUACAUGAGAAUGAGGACCGGCUUAGAAUCCUGCAGUCAUUGGAGUUCGUAGACGAGUGCGGAGCAAAUGAUUUUGUCAAAGCUUACGCAGCCGUUGCUGCCAUGAAUUACAGGAUGAAAACCUUGGAACGCUUGUCUGCUAUGGACGGCGCGUUGAAUAGAUAUAUACUCCAAGCUCAUAAGGCUUGGCUGAUGGGAAAGCUGCAGUUUGUUCGCGUACCACGUGAGAUGGAUGCAAAUCUGAUACAGGAAAUCCAUGUGUUAUUGUCAAAAGUUCGCCCAGCAUCUGCGGGGCAGACAUCCUCUGGAAUAACAAAUGAAGAAAUGCAAGCUGUCAAAGAUUUGUUUCAGUGGCAAUAUAAGGAUGUUCAGGGUAUGGAAGCUGCAGAGGACGUCGAGGCUGCCACAUAUGCGUACCAACGCGCGAAUCAAGUUAACCAAAGGCUCAAAUCCAUACUGCAGGCGCAAAAGGAGAGGUUGAAUUCAGCUCUGAAGCGCCAGACGCUCAACAAGGAAGAGGCCAACGCUGCCGCUGAGGCUAUUGCGAAAAUUGCGGAGACUGUCGUCGGCGACAUCGAAGAUGUGCCCGAAGUUGAGUACAUGGAGCCUUCUGUCCCUCCAGCCGUUGUCACUUUGCCGCCCCACGAAGAGCAAGAACCCACACCUGUCGCGGAUAUCCACGAAGAUAAGGAGCUGCAAGAAUUGAGGGCUCGGCGGAACGUCAUCAACAAUCUGGUGAAUGUUGCGACCAUGCUGGUAAAUGAAUUGCCGGGAAAUAAGGCACGAUCAAUUCUCGAUGUAUUAAAGGAAAACGUGGACACAGCUGAAAAGGCGGAAGGGGAGUACAAUGUUGCAAAGGGCCGCAUAGUAUUAAAGGAAAACGUGGACACAGCUGAAAAGGCGGAAGGGGAGUACAAUGUUGCAAAGGGCCGCAUGGAUCCAAACCUUCCACUCAUUCGGAGUGAGGCCGUCAGCAAAAUGGGAGCUUCCAUUGGAGGAGCCCGCGAUGCUCUAGUGGAGUUGGUAAGUCUUGCAAAAUCCCACGGUCAGCAAGUGUAUGAGUACUGCUCUGAGAAGAUUAUUUUCUCAGACGCCGAGCGUUUGCAGACAGCUCUGGAGAAUAUGAUGGAUUCGAAUGCAUUCAAAAUAUCUCUCUUGACGCUGGCUAGGGUGGCAAGUGCUUCUAUAACUCUGAUACAUGAGAAUGAGGACCAGCUUAGAAUCCUGCAGUCAUUGGAGUUCGUAGACGAGUGCGGAGCAAAUGAUUUCGUCAAAGCUUACGCAGCCGUUGCUGCCAUGAAUUACAGGAUGAAAAACUUGCAGCGUUUGUCUGCUAUGGACAGCGAGUUGAAUAGAUAUAUACUCCAAGCUCAUAAGGGUUGGCUGAUGGGAAGCGAGUGCGGAGCAAAUGAUUUUGUCAAAGCUUACGCAGCCGUUGCUGCCAUGAAUUACAGGAUGAAAAACUUGCAGCGCUUGUCUGCUAUGGACCGCGCGUUGAAUAGAUAUAUACUCCAAGCUCAUAAGGCUUGGCUGACGGGAAAGCUGCAGUUUGUUCGCAUACCGCGUGAGAUGGAUGCAAAUUUGAUACAGGAAAUCCAUGUGUUAUUGUCAAAAGUUCGCCUAGCACCUGCGGGGCAGACAGCCUCUGGAAUAACAAAUGAAGAAAUGCAAGUCGUCAAAGAUUUGUUUCAGCGGCAACAUAAGGAUGUUCAGGGUAUGGAUGCUGCAAAGGACGUCGAGGCUGCCACAGAGGCGUACAAACGCGCCAAUCAAGUUAACCAAAGUCUCAAAUCCAUACUGCAGGCGCAAAAGGAGAAGUUGACUUCAGCUCUGAAGCUCCAUACGCUCAGCAAGGAAGAGGCCAACGCUGCGGCUGGGGCCAUCGCGCAAAUUGCUGAGAGUGUCGUCGGCGACAUCGAAGGAUUCUGGCGCGUUGCGCAUGAUGUUUAUGCACAGAUUGGCUGCAAGCCUGAAGAUAUUGUUUUUGGGACCGGCAAAGCGCUACUGCAAAAGCUGAAAACUAAGAUAAUGUCCAGUACUGGUGAGCAGGUAGAGGGUGCUGUGGCCGCUGAGAAUGUUGCCGCAGACGCUGUAAAGAAAUGGUUCUUCGAACAGUGGCGCAGAAUUGAAGGUUGGCGGUUGAGAAGAAAGCAGAGGUAG